AUGGCGGGCCUCCCCGGCGCGGUGCCGAGGAUGAUGCGGCCAGCCCCGGGGCAGAACUACCCCCGCACGGGCUUCCCCCUGGAAGUGUCCACCCCACUUGGACAAGGCCGGGUCAAUCAGCUUGGCGGGGUGUUCAUCAACGGCCGACCCCUGCCAAACCACAUCCGCCAUAAGAUAGUGGAGAUGGCCCACCAUGGCAUCCGACCCUGCGUUAUCUCCCGCCAGCUACGAGUCUCCCACGGCUGCGUCUCCAAGAUUCUCUGCCGCUACCAGGAGACCGGGUCCAUCCGGCCUGGAGCCAUCGGAGGCAGCAAGCCCAGACAGGUGGCGACUCCGGAUGUGGAGAAAAAGAUCGAGGAGUACAAGAGGGAAAACCCGGGCAUGUUCAGCUGGGAGAUCCGGGACCGGCUGCUGAAGGAUGGCCACUGCGACCGCAGCACAGUGCCCUCAGGUUUAGUGAGUUCGAUUAGCCGCGUGCUCAGAAUCAAGUUCGGGAAGAAAGAGGAGGAUGACGAAGCGGACAAGAAGGAGGACGACGGGGAGAAGAAGGCCAAACAUAGCAUCGAUGGCAUCCUGGGCGACAAAGGGAACCGGCUGGAUGAGGGCUCGGAUGUGGAAUCAGAACCUGACCUCCCGCUGAAGCGAAAGCAGCGCCGCAGUCGGACCACGUUCACAGCCGAACAGCUGGAGGAGUUGGAGAAGGCUUUUGAGAGGACCCACUACCCGGACAUCUACACCCGGGAGGAGCUGGCACAAAGGACCAAGCUGACUGAGGCACGCGUCCAGGUCUGGUUCAGUAACCGCCGUGCCCGUUGGCGCAAGCAGGCAGGAGCCAACCAACUGGCAGCGUUUAACCACCUUCUGCCAGGAGGCUUCCCGCCCACCGGCAUGCCCACGCUGCCCCCUUACCAGCUGCCAGACUCCACCUACCCCACCACCACCAUCUCCCAAGAUGGGGGCAGCACCGUGCACCGGCCCCAGCCCCUCCCGCCAUCCACCAUGCAUCAGGGUGGGUUGGCUGCGGCUGCCGCGGCCGCGGACACCAGCUCUGCCUACGGAGCCCGCCACAGCUUCUCCAGCUACUCUGACAGCUUCAUGAAUCCGGGGGCCCCCUCCAACCACAUGAACCCUGUCAGCAAUGGCCUGUCUCCUCAGGUCAUGAGCAUCUUGAGCAACCCCAGCGCAGUGCCGCCGCAGCCACAGGCCGACUUCUCCAUCUCCCCGCUGCACGGUGGCCUGGACUCAGCCUCCUCUAUCUCGGCCAGCUGCCAGCGGGCCGACUCCAUCAAGUCGGGAGACAGCCUGCCCACGUCCCAGUCCUACUGCCCGCCCACCUACAGUACCACCGGCUACAGCGUGGACCCCGUGGCUGGCUACCAGUACGGCCAGUACGGCCAGACUGCUGUUGAUUACCUGGCCAAAAAUGUGAGCCUCUCCACACAGCGUCGCAUGAAGCUCGGGGAGCACUCCACUGUGCUGGGACUCCUGCCUGUGGAAACUGGCCAGGCCUACUAGGGUGCCUGGGGCGACUUGCCCCAGCCCAAGCCCCAGCCCAACCCUUUCUGACCCCUGAGCCUCCCUCCUUGGUCCCCUCAUCCCCCUGGGAUCACAGGAGGCCAGGACAGGAGCCCAUCCCUUCUCAGUGGCAGCCCUCUGGAGAUGUACAACCAGUCUGUCAUUCACCUGUGGUUAGGGACCCAGAGUGGCCCCCUCAGCAUCUGCCCCCUCCCUCCCCUGCCGGCCCUGCAGUACUCCCCACUCAAACCUGCUGGGGCCUCAGGGCCAUCUCAGCAUGGAGGCAGAGGCUCACCCUGAACAGAACACCUCAACCCAGAGAAGACAGUGGCUGAGAUGAAGUGCUGGAGCCCUUUGGCCCGGGUCCCGGGCGUGGCUGACUAGAAGAGUAGAUGAAGCUCAGGGUAGCUCUCACCUGUAGGAGCUGGGAGCCACCUACAAGGUGAGCCCCUAGCCCAGCCCUAGAACCACAGCCCUUUCCUCCUCUGGAGACCGGGACUCCAACAGAGAGGAGAGCCUGAGAUCUUCCCAGGGAGUUGGCAGAGUGACAGUCACAGCUCCACCCAGGAAUAUGGAAGACUGAGCAGCCCUCCCCAUACACCCCUGCUCGGUAUCUUAGGUCAUAUGGGGGCUGUGUUUGUCCUCAGGGUACUGGCCUAGGGCAUCAGGAUUCAGCUCAGGCCUCAGGGAGCAGAAGCCUCUCAGAGGGAAGCCCAGUUCCACCAUUGCCCUCCACACGAAGAGCCAGGGAGCCCACAGACCCUUGUGUCUUCCUCUUAGCUGGAUCAGAUGAGAUGGGAAGGGGCAGUCUUGAGGCUAGAGGAGGAAGAGGCACAAGGUGGGCUCUGAGGGGCUUUUGUAACCAAGAUCUCUUCUCUUGCGGGUGGCCAACCCUUGAGGCCAAAGUUUCAGCUCUCAACCUUCGAGUUCUCAGCCCUGGAAUUUAGAUUCUGUACAAAGCCUCCAACAGAGACUGAACCCCGUGCCCUGGGGAGGGACCUCUGACUUCCCUCAAAUCCCCUGACAUUGCUGAAGUGCAGAGAGCUUCCUCCGGAGCUGUGGAGAAGGCUUCCUGGACCCACAGAUCAGACUCCCAAGUCCCCUUGGCAUUUUGGCGGAAGCAUGUCUCUGUCCCACCCAGAGUGACAUCUUAGGUCAACUCAUUUGGCCAAGAGGCCUCCAGCUCCUGAGUGGGUGUAGCUGAGCUGGGGCAUACGUGGCUGGUUUUCAAGCCACCAUCACUGGACAGAGGAAGAUGCCAAAGGCUCUAGAGAAGAGGGGGAAGGCACCUUCCUUAACCACCAGUGGCUUCCUCAAGCGCCACUCUUUUGAGAGCUGGGACCUUUGGGGGUUAGUUCGAGCCCCUCAUUCUCCUCCCUUGGAACUCUUUACCACCUUCACUUAUUUAUCACAAUUUAUUCACCUUCACCAUCAUCAUCAUAUAAUCUAUGCUUGGAUCACUUUUAUCAAGUGCUGCUGGGCACAGGACACUUGUAAGGGAGACACAGCCCUGAAUCCACAAACAUUGGACCCAAUUGCCUGUCUCCACCUGAGCUCCGAAGGCCUCCACUUUGCUCAGUCCAUGUCCCUGGCCCUCAGCCAGCGAGACAUUUCUAGAGAGAAGGGCUCUGCCUUGGGAGCUAAUCUGAGUUCUUUCCUCUUGGUUGGCAAGAUGCUUAGAACCUCUCCAAGGAUGUCAACUGUGUGACACAUGCUCACCUGUUUCUCAUCUUCAAACCCAGUCAUAUCUAGCCAAUCUCACGGCAUGAACAAGAUGGCUAGUUAAGGGAACCCUAUUAAUAACUGGUGACAAAUAGACUCUCUGGGAGCAGCGGGCAGCCAGACAGAUGUGGCCCGUCAAGGGAAGCCAAGGUUUCAACUGGAGCUUCCAGUGCAAGAGACUGGUUUCUUCAAGCUCUGGACCGAAGGAAAGAUCAUGUUGUUCCCUUGAAAACCUAGUCCAUGCUUUUGUAGCUAUCACAGCCAAAAGCAUCUCUUCCAGAAGACCAAUCACAUCUUCAUUCACAUUCCUUGAAUGGUCACUCCUUUCCCCUGGAGGCCUGGCCCUAUGUGACUCAGGAGCAGGGAUCUCAGGCAGGUGACAUCAGAACUGCCCAGCCACAUCCAAGAGGUGGCAUUCCAAAGCUAGGACCAAUCCCAGGGAUCUGCCUGUCCUCCCAUGGUGAAAUGGAACCAAGAUCUGCUUGGGAAUAAACCAAAUGAUUUCUCACUACAUCUAACAUCUCUGAAGCUGUCCCAAGCCACCAACUUGAUACAAAAUGGGACUUAUUUUCUUCAGGGCCCUUGAUCCCAGAAAUGUUUCCCUUAAAAGCCCUUGUAUUCAUGUGUCUAUCCAACCCAGUCUAUAAAACUCAGCCUUGUGUCAGCAGCUCACAGCUUCACCAGAGAGAUGACGUUAGUGGAACAAGAGGCACAAGGCUGCGAUCCCUUUGGGGUUUGUCAGCAGCCCCCCAUCCCUGUAAAUAGAGUUCAUAGCAAAAUAAGAGAUUUCUUCUCCAACUUAUCCCAAGUAGCUAUUGGUCCUACCUAUGGGGGGCCCUCUUCUGAGCUCAUGUACAUUAGUUGGAAAUGUGGUGAUGUGCUGUUUGUUUAUAGGAAGUUGACUUUUUAUAUAUAAAUAUAUAUACUAAAAAAGGAAAGAAACCCCCACAGUGUGUGUCGUGCUAGUGCCAGGGACCAUCUGUAGGGAUAUAUCUGCAUAUUGUGUGUUUCAGAUUAUACAUUCCAGGCUCUACUGAGGUCUUUCAAUUUUUGUUGUUUUGUUCUUUCAUUUGGUAUCUCUCUUGCUAUGAAGAAAAAAAAGUGAUGUGUAAGAACCGAGCUAUGCUUUUAUACUCUUCUUUUUCACUUGAUUCACCUUUGCUGUUCUUUUCCCAGAAGAACAUUAAAAAGUAGAGGAAACAGAGAAGUAGGGGCAUAAGAGAGGAGAGAAGAAUGAAGAGAGGUUUGCCCAGAAGACAAAUGAAAAGGUCUGAUUGCUGACCUGACUAUGGCUGGAGAACAGGACAGGUGCUGACUUUGAGGCCUCCACCAGCAUCCAGUGUUGGUCCAGAUGGAGCUGGUGAGACAUUCUGAGAUUUGGACCCAGGACCUUGGUGAGAAACUCUGUGGUUGCCACCUGAAAAGACUUUCUCUGAAUCUUCUCUCAGGCCUGAUGUUCUCACCAAGCUCCUGAAUGUGUGUUUCCGUAUUGGACGUUUGUGCGGUCCACAGGUUUUCUCUCCCCUCCUAUAGAAGCACCAAACCAAGACCAAACGGGGGUAUUCCAGCGCCAUCUUGAAAUGCUCCAAGGCACCUGUGUAUUUAAUGCUUCUUCUCUCAACUCUGAAGUGGCCAACCCAACCUGGGAAAUAUAUUCACAUAGUGCUCUAGAUCAUUCCUUUUUCCUAGUAACAGCAACGUCGUUGCUUCGGGUUUGACUCACAGCCAUUCUCUCCUCGCAGAAGUGAGUGUGUGUGCGUGAGGGUGUGAGUGGGAUGUGUGCGUAUGGGCGUGUGUUUAAAUAUAAUCACACCAUAAUUUAUUCAGCUAUAUGGAAUAGUAGACUAGAAAGAGAAACUGGUAUUUGCUUUAACUACCUGCUGCUUGUAAGCGCUGCCUCUGUAACUCAGGCAUAACUGUUAUACAUUAAAAGAAAUUA
Molecule: messenger RNA, 5176 nt
Organism: Heterocephalus glaber (naked mole-rat)
Lineage: Eukaryota; Metazoa; Chordata; Mammalia; Rodentia; Bathyergidae
Source: RefSeq, a predicted model, not a curated record